This is a messenger RNA of Anisakis simplex (herring worm), 459 nucleotides long. NCBI's taxonomy places the organism in Eukaryota, Metazoa, Nematoda, Chromadorea, Rhabditida, Anisakidae. The record is from the annotation of a GenBank genome assembly.
GUGAGUGGUUAUGCGUCGAUGCCGAUCUCGCCAUAUCCCGGUCAGCAGCCAACUCAACAACAACAAGCGCAGAUGUUUGCCGCAUCAUCCGGAAUGAUACAUCAUGGCUUGUUGAAUCCAUCAGCGGCCAUCUAUAAAGGUGCCGGAGGAGGUCCGGACGUUCAUAGUCAAACGAGUAGUAACGAUGGUUCGAGUGGAAGCGAUCGGCAACAGAAUAUGCGAGUCGGUCGUGCUGUUCUGCCGCCUGCGCCAGUGCCAUCGCUGUCGACACUCUCCCAGCACAUUCAAGUGUCGAGCAGUGUUACCGGUGGCGGAGGAUCGUCCUCUUUGGCUGCCGGUCCGUCCUCGCUGAAUCAGCCGAAUCGUCUCGAUGAGUUACCGCAAGAUUUGGCAUCUAGUCGACAGAGUUUUCGUAUUGCUAUGAGUCAACCGUUCGAAUUUUUCGUUGAUAACUUAUAA